AUGAUCGACCUUGUCGCUCUGUCCGCUGCCGAACUUCAAGAGCUCCAGAUUGAAGGAAGCUUGACCAGCACUCAGCUGGCAAAGCUGAGUCUGCUGCAGAUCGAGAAGUAUGACAAGAAGGGGCCGGAGUUGCGUGCCAUGAUAGCCAUCGUUCCUGAAGACAUCAUUCUUGAACGAGCUGCGUUUUUGGAUGAGGAGAGACGCGCUGGACAUUAUCAAUACUCCUCCCGAGUGGGGAAAUUAACCACACAAGGAUCCUGGGCGUUGGCCAAGUCUGUCCACAAGGCUCAAGCCCCUCUUGUGCAGAAGGUCUGCAAAAACAGCGUAUUUCACAGACUUUUUACUGAUUUCGAGAAGCUUUUGGAUGCUGGUGUUAUCAUAAUUGGGAAAACGAGCUUGACGGAAUUUGGCUCGGCAAAGGGACCUGAAGGAGUCGGCGGUUUGUCAGCUAUAAACGGUCAAUCCCAAUCUGCUUAUGUCGAGGGAUUUGUAGACCGAAAUGAUGAACCAUUUGCCCAUACAAACCCAGGAGGCUCUUCCACGGGAUCAGCGAUUGGAGUUGCGGCUGGUUACAGUCCGAUAUCGAUCGGGGGCGAAGCGAAUGGCUCCAUCCAAACCCCAGCUAGCCGUUCGAAUUUAUACGCUUUGAAAAUCACGCCUCAAACCCUCUCCACCGAGGGAAUUUUCCACAUUGUUCCUACAGUCGAAACCCUUGGUGGAAUGGCAAAGUCAGUCGCUGACCUGGAGGCACUAACCAAGGUGAUUCUUCAGACCAGCAAGAAACCGGUUAAGAUCAACGUUGAUCAUUCCACGACGUGGCAAAACUAUACUACAGGAUUCGUAAAUGCAGACGACUGGCGCCUUCCAAAGGAUCUAUUCACUUCGACUGAGGAAUAUCGCCGCCAAAUUGACACAGCUUACACUGGGAUCCAAGAAAAGAUCAAGGCAUUGGGUGGGAGUGUAGUGUAUCCGGUGAAACCUCCUCAUCCAUCUAGCAUUGAUGGUGGGUUUCUAGCUAUCGUCAACGGCGAGUUUCGUGACACAGUUGACGCCUAUCUUCAAGGUCUCGAACAGUCAGAUGUAAGGUCUCUGGCAGACAUCAUUCAAUUCAAUAGAGAUCGCCCCGAAUUGCAAGCUGGCAUCAGUCAGCCAUGGUUUAUCGGCCCACAGGAGUUCCAACAAACACCAGAGGAAUAUACCAAGAUCCGCGAACAGGUUAGAGAGGAUGCGGGGAAGAAUGGGCUCUUUAGAGUUAUGGAAGAGCUCUCACUCGAUAUCAUUAGUGCCCCAACAGAUGGACCGAUCUGCGAAAUCGCUGCCUUGGCAGGUGCUCCUACGGCGACAGUUCCUCUCGGUAUCUUGGAACCGAGCGGUCGACCAUUUGGGUUGACAUUUGUGGGAAGGCCGGGAUCUGAAGCCUUGUUGAUACAACUCAUGCACCUCUACGAAGCUGCUGCUCCAAAGCGCAAACUUCCCGCUCUGGUAAAGUGA
Cadophora gregata is the source of this 1491-nucleotide messenger RNA. RefSeq lists its product as uncharacterized. Lineage: Eukaryota; Fungi; Ascomycota; Leotiomycetes; Helotiales; Ploettnerulaceae. The transcript has 9 exons. The coding region runs from base 1 to 1491 and encodes 496 amino acids. The record is from RefSeq and is a predicted model, not a curated record.